AUGGGUUAUCUUACCCUGACCUCUUGUCAUAGUUCCACUGCUUUUUGUGUAGCUCUUCUAAUUGGAAUAAAAUGGGCUGGUAAGGGCCUUAGUUGUUCAACAGAGUGCACCUGUGAAAAGUGGAAAGUGGACUGCAAAGGAAAGAAGUUAGACAACCUUCCAACCUCAAUCCCACUGACUACCAAGGAGUUGAUUCUGGCUGACAACAAUCUCAAUGGUUUACCACCAUUAGAAAUGAGCUAUCUGAAUGAACUAGUCUAUCUGGAUUGCAGCCACAACCUGAUAAAUAUGGGCCUGGAUUUCACUUUUCCUGGCAUGGACAAACUAACAUACUUGGACCUCAGCUUCAACCAAAUCUCCUACAUAACUCCCCACACUUUCUCACAGCUGAACAACCUGCUGCUGCUGAAUCUCUCAAGCAACCCAAAAAUGGUCGAGAUUAAGGUGCAAGCCUUUGACAGUAACCACCUUCUAAGAUACUUGGAUUUGAGUGAUUGUGGCUUGUCUUACAUCAGUGCUGAAAUAUUCAGAGAUCUGAACAACCUCCAUUCUUUGGGACUAAUGGAUAACCCCUGGAAUUGUGACUGCAACUUAUUGGAAUUUUGCACCUGGAUGAAGAAGGCUAAUGUUCAGUACCCAAACCCUGCGAAAAUUAAUUGCAAAACCCCAGAAGAUUUCCAGGGUCUGGAAGUCCUUGAGGCAGCAUCCAAACUCCAUUACUCAUGCUUUGUGCACUUAGAUACAGAAGAUUUCAUAUUCAUGGCUCUGAUUGCCUUCUGCAUCUUUUUUGGAGGAACUCUGGUGGCCUGGCUGGUUGGCAUAGGUACAGUGAUAUAUUACCACCCUAUCCUGAAGGUGGAUGAUGAAUCAGAGGACGAGGAGUACAGGAUGAUUUAG
Messenger RNA from Elgaria multicarinata webbii, 897 nucleotides. RefSeq names its product leucine-rich repeat-containing protein 52-like. Gene Ontology annotation, molecular function: voltage-gated potassium channel activity; potassium channel activator activity; transmembrane transporter binding. The transcript has 2 exons. The coding region runs from base 1 to 897 and encodes 298 amino acids. The record is from RefSeq and is a predicted model, not a curated record. Gene Ontology annotation, cellular component: voltage-gated potassium channel complex. Lineage: Eukaryota; Metazoa; Chordata; Lepidosauria; Squamata; Anguidae.